CUUCCAUUUGACCUAGUCGAAAAGUACUAAAAAAAUUCUGUUUUCACGAAUAAUCGUAGAGGUUAGGAUUCAUGCACGCGGUUAAAUGUGUUUCGUAUUGCUUUUAAGAAUUGUAAAGUGAAUUCUUUUGAUAUUAAAGCGUGAGGAAAAUGAAUGUAGCAGAUGGACCCGGAUUUUCUCGUUAUGAGAUUUUGUUGUUAGCCGCAAGACUUUCCUUCGUAACUGCGGUGGGGUUUUUCACAAUGAAAUGGUUCGUCCAUCAACUUGAUCCUACGAAUGCAGCUAAGAAAAGAGCUAAAAAAAAGACUCGAGAACAAUUGCGUAAGCUUGCAAAGUCAGAUGGUGUUAUAUUAUCCGUUGAUAUGGAUCAAUUAUCAGAUUAUGAAAUCAUAAUUGCUAGUCAUUUAGUCGAUCCUCAAGACAUCAAAGUAUCAUGGGAGAAUAUAGCUGGAUUGGAGCAUGUUAUUCAAGAACUUAAAGAGACGGUUAUACUCCCUAUACAGAAGAAAGAGCUCUUUUUAGAUUCUCAAUUGACACAAGCUCCAAAGGGUGUCUUGCUACAUGGGCCACCAGGUUGUGGCAAAACUAUGAUCGCAAAAGCUACUGCCAAAGAAACUAGAACUCGUUUCAUUAAUUUGGACGUUAGCAUUCUUACCGAUAAAUGGUAUGGAGAGAGCCAAAAAUUGACUUCUGCUGUAUUUUCUUUAGCUGUAAAACUUCAACCAUGCAUCAUCUUUAUCGACGAAAUAGAUUCCUUUUUGAGAGCACGCAAUUCGCAAGAUCACGAAGCUACAGCUAUGAUGAAAGCGCAGUUUAUGUCAAUGUGGGAUGGUCUAAUAACAGAUCCAUCUUGUACCGUCAUUAUAAUGGGAGCAACAAAUAGACCUCAAGAUUUAGAUCGAGCUAUUCUUAGGCGUAUGCCUGCCACAUUUUAUAUAGGAUUACCUAACGAAGAACAGAGAGUAGAAGUGCUAAAGUUAAUUUUACAGCAUGAACCGAUUGCAGAAAACGUAGAUAUUAAAAAGAUAGCUAAAAUGUCGGAAGGUUUUUCUGGCUCGGAUUUGCAAGAACUAUGUAGAAAUGCAUCUAUAUAUCGUGUCAGAGAUUAUCUACGAACACAUACGUUUGAUCUAAACGAAACAUGUAAUAAUGGUAGCACAGAUGAAGAAGAAUUCCAUGAUACCGUACGUCCUAUAAUGAUGGAAGAUCUUCUCGCGUCCCAGAAAAAAUUAAAGGCAUCUAAGAUGCAUACAGGAACCUUAAAUCCUGUUAAGUUAGAUUUAGAUUAAAUACAAGAGGAUCGAGAUUGUUGAGUUUACGUAAUAGGGAUGAAAAAAAAUAUUCACAUAUGGAAAUUUGAUCAUUAGAAGUAUAAAAAUAUUUAUUGGUCGUUGAGAGAGAGGAAGGUGUACUUUUCGUGAAUUUUGAAUUAUAUAAUUCAUAAAAUCAGACAUCUUGUAUUAUAAAUGGCAACAUAAAACUGUUCUGAGUCCUAUUAAUAUAUAACUAAAUAUGUAA
Molecule: messenger RNA, 1518 nt
Organism: Polistes canadensis
Lineage: Eukaryota; Metazoa; Arthropoda; Insecta; Hymenoptera; Vespidae
Product: ATPase family AAA domain-containing protein 1-B-like
Exons: 7
Coding region: 150-1289 (379 amino acids)
Cellular component (GO): mitochondrial outer membrane
Molecular function (GO): ATP hydrolysis activity; ATP binding
Source: RefSeq, a predicted model, not a curated record